ACUGGCGGUGGCGGCUGUUGCUGCUGCUGCUCCUUCCGCCACAUUUUGGCUAAAUUAGGAGUCGGGACAUAAUUCUCUCUCUCUGUUGGUAUCGAAGUGGAUACUAGGUCUCUUCUUUUAUGUUGGGGCAAAGAAGAAAUGCCCGAAAAAAUGUGCAAGUCCCUGGAGAAAUGUCUGAUAAUUCAUGUUGCUCAAAACUCAAUAGAACCAGCUGCCAUUGAUUAUUGUUAAGAACAUCUCUCUGAUUGUGAGUUAAAUCUUGCUCUUGACUUUGAGACACAUUUUUGUAUCCAUCCUAAUUAAAUUCCUUAAAUAUUUUGGCCGACAAUCACUCGGAAUAAUAUUGCUUCCCAAGAGAUUUUGCAACACCAAACGCACGUUGCCAAUGUACACAUCAAUUGUCAUCGCUCUAACGUGGGUAGCUCACCUGCGUACCUUUGAUAAGCACACGGGACUACAUAUUUGCAGUUGACUUCGCUCCUUUUCAAUUGACCAGUUAGAUCAACACAAUUGGCUUUGCUUUUUUUGCAACGCAAGGAUAUUCCCAAGAAACAAAAGUCAAUUCAAUCACAAGGUAGACAAAAGAAUAUUUACAAUAAAUUCUUGCCGAGACUUGGUCCUCCCAGUGAUCCGAGUCAUCGGAUGCGGGAGGCCUGCAAAAUCCAAUGGUUCAGGUCAGUCUAGGUAAGUCUGUUCGCAACUGUUGUUUUCCUUGAAGAUUCAGGGUGGUCCUCUGUUAUUGGACACAUCAAGAUCAGACACGUAAAUUUUACUGGCUUAGGGUGAUUGAGAGUGCCAUGAUUGACUGGAUUUGAGAACCAAAACCGGCAUUGAUUCCUACAUGUGACUUGCACAAACAGUACAAACAGAUGAGAAACUCAACUACCUCCCAAACAUCCUGGUUUUAGUAUGUGAUUUUAUUAGGUACAAUACAGUUGAGGAUUGAUACGUGUUAGAGCUCUCCUAUUGGAUUCCAGCUUCUCCGCUAGAGGCAGAGGGAAAACCGUUUCAGACUAGUCCCAAUAAGCAAAACUACUUUGAUAAUAUAUACCCUCUUCUACUUCGAAGCAGAAACAGAGUAUGGUCCAAAACUUGCAUGACCCCAGAGAAGCAGCAGUCGUAACUUAAUGGCAGACCAACAGAAGAUUCAUCCAGUUGCAGAUUUGGAAUCGCCGCCCACCGUGCCUCUUGUGCCCCCUGGUGCCCCGGCUUCCGACAAGGCCGCUAGCCCUCUUCAUCAUCAAAGUCCUCCCAUCAUCGUCCCCUCUCGGCCACCGAGAACCAGAAGCUGCUUCUGCAGGUGCUUGUGCUGGACAAUUUGCCUCCUGGUGGUCCUACUACUUGUGGUCGGGGCUGCAGCCGUAGUCCUCUAUGCUGUAUUCCAGCCGAAACUCCCAAAAUAUUCGAUCCAGAAGUUGAGGAUAACCAACCUGAGGCUCAACGUCGACGUGACCCUUUACGCGAAGUUCGACGUCCAGAUCACAGCCAACAAUCUGAACAAGAGGAUUGGGAUAUACUACGAGAAGGGCGGGUGGCUAGCCGUUUGGUACAAGAACGACAAGUUAUGCCAAGGUUCACUGCCUAUAUUUUACCAGGGUCACAAGAACGUUACAGAGUUCAAUGUCACGUUGAGCGGCGAGACGAGAUCCGGGAGCACAUUGAUGAAUGCGCUUCAGGAGCAGCAACAGACGGGGCAGAUACCGCUGAGCCUGAAUGUCAACGCACCGGUCGCGGUCAAGCUCGGGAGGUUGAAGCUGAGGAAGGUAAGGAUUCUGGGGAAGUGCUUGUUGGUGGUGGAUAGUCUGAGUACUAACAAUCUGGUCAGCAUCAGGGCUAGUGACUGUAGUUACAAGUUGAAACUUUAAGAGUCUAUUAUCUUCCUGUAUAAGAUUGUCACUGGUUAUUUGUUUCUGGGUACUAGAGCGAAAAGAAAAGGCGACACAUUC
Syzygium oleosum is the source of this 1946-nucleotide messenger RNA. Its product is annotated as NDR1/HIN1-like protein 6. The transcript has a single exon. The record is from RefSeq and is a predicted model, not a curated record. Bases 1128 to 1865 code for a protein of 245 amino acids. Lineage: Eukaryota; Viridiplantae; Streptophyta; Magnoliopsida; Myrtales; Myrtaceae. Gene Ontology annotation, cellular component: plasma membrane.